Messenger RNA from Colius striatus (speckled mousebird), 4133 nucleotides. It is a transcript of the gene NCKIPSD, whose product is annotated as NCK interacting protein with SH3 domain. Gene Ontology annotation, biological process: endocytosis. The transcript has 13 exons. Gene Ontology annotation, molecular function: protein binding; Arp2/3 complex binding. The coding region runs from base 601 to 2745 and encodes 714 amino acids. The record is from RefSeq and is a predicted model, not a curated record. Lineage: Eukaryota; Metazoa; Chordata; Aves; Coliiformes; Coliidae.
GUUCAGCUGCCUGGUGAGCCACACCUGCAGUAGCAUCUCUACUGGGCUUGCAUUGAGAGCUGUGAGCACGUCCAACAGAGCCACUGAGCUGGCCAGGGACCACCGCACCUACCCUCUGAGGAGAGGCCAUGGCAACAGGGCCUGCACAGAUGGGGGAAGGAGAUGGCUUAGAGAGGCCAAAUGGCAGAAGACUGGGUGAAACACCUCCGGAGGUCACUUCCAGACAGAGUGAUAUGACUGAUAGCAGGAACAUAUUUCCUCUUCAAGGAUCUUGUAAACUAGAUCUGGUGCUGUGUCACCAGUUUCUGGAGAGCUGUUGACAUUUUAAAAUCUAAGCUGAGCCAAAACAUGCGUAAAACUCCUACAGGAUUAUCUGCAGUGACAGCCACAGGGAAGAGCUGCUGAGCUGGAAGGUAUCCUAAGUGGCUUAAAGUCUUACUUGGGACACAGGAAGCGUCAGAAAGUGAGAGGACAGCAAGGAACUGAAAUAAAAAUAACAGAGUGACUUGAAACCACUGGUUCCUCUUUUUAGAGAGGAACAUUUAUUUAUCUAACCAUUUUUAGAUAAGUGACUUUUCUCCUGGUGGAGCUUGUAACGUCAUGGUGAUAGUGCAGAACAACAGUGGAUGUGGAGGUGCUGAGGUGCUGGAGCAAGAUGUGGUUCUCCAGUCUAUUGACCGUGCCAUUGAGGCUGUGCACAAUGCAGCCAUGAAGAAUGGGGGAAAGUACAACCUGGAGCAAAGAGACGUCCUCCAGAAACUGAUCCACCACCGGAAGGAGACAGUAUCCCGCAAAGGCCACUCUCCGUCCCCGCAGGGGAUGGUGAUGACACAGUCCUCCAGCGACCACCACCUGGACGUGUCCCGGCAGCCCAACGGCGUGUGCCGCACCGGCUACGAGCGCCACCACAGCCUCCCCAACACCGAGUUCGAGGAGGAGGAUGAAGGGCUCUAUCAGAUCCCCCCCCAGCCCCGGCGUGCUGCUCCCGUCACCCCCCCGCCUCCAGAGAAACGCAAGAACGUGCAGAUCGCUGCUCCCGGCAAAAAUGCUGUUGAAAUUAUCCCUGGGUCAGCUUCUAGUGCUUCCUCUGUAAGCACGACGUCCCUGGACACCUUGUACACCACUUCUUCUGCGUCAGAGACCGCGCUCCCGACGGCCACGUCCAGUCCUGCCAACACGCCCCCGCCCGUGCCGAGCCGCAGCGUCCACACCACCAUCACACGCAACUUGGACACGGGCUCCGUGGGCCACUCCCGCUACGGGACGUCCCCGAAGGAUGGGGCCAGCAAAUCUCCCCAGGGCAAGAGGGCUGCCCCGGCACCACCGGCUGAAGGGGGGACCCUGAGGUCCCACGAUGGGGAGAAGACUUCUCAGGUGAAGAAAGCUGGCCAGGCCUCCCCCGCAAGCCUGGAUGCCUUCAGCUCCCUCUGCCUGGAGGAUAAGAAGGCCGUGGCGCCAGAGCCGGUGCCGGCAGAGCCCGGGGGCCUGGCAGCGCCCGUGCCCAAGACCAUAGGUGCCGAGCUGAUCGAGCUGGUGCGCAGGAACACCAACCUCAGCUACGAGCUGUCCCGCGUGGCCAUCGGCGUGGUCAUCGGCCACAUCCAGACCUCUGUCCCAGCCACCAGCGGCAUCAUGGAGCAGAUUCUCAUCUCCGUGGUGGAGAGUAAGAAUCUGAGUGCGGGGCUGCCCUCGGGACAGAUCUGCCACGACGAGCAGCGUCUGGAGGUGAUCUUUGCAGAUCUGGCCAGGCACAAGGACGAUGCUCAGCAGCGCAGCUGGGCACUCUACGAGGAUGAGAAUGUCAUCUGCUGCUACCUGGAGGAGCUGCUUCGCAUCCUGACAGAUGCAGACCCAGAAGUUUGCAAGAAAAUGUGCAAGAAGAAUGAGUUUGAAUCCGUCUUGUCCCUCGUGGCAUAUUAUCAGAUGGAACACAGGGUGCCGUUACGGCUGCUGCUGCUCAAGUGCUUUGGAGCCAUGUGCAACCUGGAUGCUGCUGUCAUCUCAACACUUGUAAACUCUGUGCUGCCGAUGGAGCUGGCCCGGGACAUGCAGACACACACUCAAGAUCACCAAAAGAUGUGCUACUCUGCACUGGUGCUGGCAAUGAUGUUCUCCAUGGGGGAGCCCCUGCCAUAUCAUCACUAUGAACAUCUCAACUCUCAGUUUGUGCAGUUCCUGCUGGAUGUGAUUGAGGACGGGCUGCCCUCGGACACCACUGACCAGCUGCCUGACUUAUUUGUCAAUGUCCUUCUAGCCUUCAAUCUCCACAUUCCAGUUCCAGAACACAGUGUGAUCAUGACUACAAUAAGCAAGCACUCGAAUGUCAAGACGUUCACAGAAAAGCUGCUGCUGCUGCUGAACAGGGGAGAUGAUCCAGUUUGUAUCUUCAAGCAUCAGCCUCAGCCACCACACUCUGUGCUGAAGUUUCUGCAGGACAUCUUUGCCAGCAAGGAUACAGCCAGCAUCUUCUACCACACAGACAUGAUGGUCCUGAUAGACAUCCUGGUGCGGCAGAUUGCUGAUCUCUCUCCAGGAGACAAGCUGAGGAUGGAGUAUCUGUCCCUGAUGCACGCCAUCAUCCGCUCCACGCCCUAUCUGCAGCACCAGCACCGCCUCUCCGACCUGCAGGGCAUCUUGCAGCGCAUCCUGGGCGAGGAGGAGGAGGACCAGCAGUGCCAGAUGGACAAACUGAUCAUCUUGGAGAUUUAUAAGGAGUUCCCAGAAAUCUCUCCUGGUACCAGCUAACCGCCCCUCAGCUCUGCCCGGAGUUUGAACCACUUGGAUCAACGACGUCUCUUGUUGACACUCUCUCCCCAUUCCCAUCCAGUACAGCUCAUACCUUAUAUCCCUCCCUGCGAGGCCUAAGGUUGGGACAGCGUGCAGGCCCUUCAGAGACGCCAGCAGCAGCAGCAGGGGCACGGCGGGGUGCCCGGGGCCUGGCGCCCGGGGCAGGAGGAGGCUCGCUGGUGCUGAUGGGAAGGUGAACCAGAGCUUGUGAGGGAUUUAGCAGCGGGGUGGGGGAUGUUCAGCUGUGCUGGUGUCCCCGAGGUCCUGAAGAGAAAGGCCUUUGCCUUGGAGUAUCACUUCUUUCCCAUGUGCAUCUCUCUCCCUGCAGUGACCAAGUGGAGUCCGCUGGUGCUUGGAAGAAGCUUUUGUCACACCCGUUUGUUCUGCUGCUCGUGCCAAUGUGCCGCGGCCCUGCCAAGGGGAGGUAGCUCGCUCGCUGUCUAACGCCUCGUGUAGUGAGCCUUUCACUGCCCCCUGGCCCUCAGCUUUGCCUCUGGCUAGCAGCCCACCCAGGCUCAUAGAGGUUCUUACCCCAGCAGCUGCUUAUUUCAAUCUGCUUUCUAUAGUGACGUUGAGAUCUGAAUUUCUUGCACACCGCGGCAGCCCAGAAGUAACAACACGUGGGUGACGCUGCCCUUGGGACACAGCACAAAGAGGUGUCCUGCCAAGAGCCAGCUGCCACUCGCCACCUCUCUCCCCCUGAGCAGAGGGGCCGUGUGUGGGCAGGCACGCUCUGUCCCCGAAGCGUGUGCAUUUCUUGCCGUGAGCUUCACCGUAGCUCUGCCUCGCUGCCCUCCCGCUCCCCUGGCAGCGCUCGGAGGCAGCGUCAGCCUCGUGUCCAGUAGCUGUUUGUGACUAUGCACGAGUGUGGGGAACCCUUAUUUAUGUUUCCUGUAGGUUUCUAGCAAACGGGAUUAACCUGUUUCCCUGUUACAGAUAGUCACACACACUAACGUGGGUCUCUUAGAUAUUCGUGUGCGCGGUCUGGUCACUCCCUGUCCCCGGCUCUUCCUUUGCAGUAUCCAGUGUAGGGGCUAUUGGAAAGUGGAACUGGAAAUACUGGGCACUGUAUUUCUUUUCAGCUUGAGGUGAUGACUCGAGCUCUGCUCUGCAGGCCUGGGCUCCGGGCCCUGGGGCAGUGGUGCUCGGGAACGGAGGGGGUUGGCCUGGCAGCCAAGCGGGGCAAGGGCCUCCUGCAGUCAGCCUGGCAAUGCCCAAGCUUAAUACCCACCCCCGUAGAGAAACCUAUUUUUCCCCUGUAAAAAUGUAUGAAUGUGAAAAGGGAUCCUGUAUUUUCUUAAACACUAAGUGUAACAUGAAGAGGAAUAAAAAUGUCUUAAACUGGA